AUGGCCUCUACUUCCUCAGACACUGUAUCGCCUGUAACUUCGCUUAAUUAUAGACCAGUCGUGUCUUGUAAUUCUUCGCCACGGGUUAGCCUGAAAACGUCGCUGACUCACCCCAUCAACUGGAUCGUUCCGGAAGAGCUGAUUGAAGGUCUCUCUUUGGACCCACUUCCCGCGACAAUAGACCUUUUUGAUGUGUACACUACUGCAUCCCUUUUCCAGCACUACUAUGAAACUGUGAGAAAUACUUCCCAGACUUUACAAAGACGCGGCUCUUGUACGUGCUAUAGUCCGACUUUAAUAGGCAACCUGGCCUUGAGUUCAUGUCCUGGUAAAAAGGUCCGACUUAAUGGUCCAGUAAGAGGAAGAGCAACAAUUGAUCGUGAUUUGGAUUUGGAUUUUCAAAGAUUAAAAUCUUCAGACAUAUCAAUGGUUAUAUGUUGUCUUAAUGACGAGGAGUUGGCAUUUUUGGGAGUACCAUGGCCAAAGUAUUGUGAAUUGGCUCAGAAGCAUAAUUUGCAAAUCAUUAGAAUACCAAUGGUUGAAGGUGGUUGUCCAGACACAUUGGACCAGAUGGACCAAGUUGUAAUGCAGAUGGAUCGUCAUAUACAAUCGGGUCAAAGAGUUCUGGCUCACUGUCGCGGUGGCGUUGGGCGAGCUGGCUUAGUGGCAUGUUGCUGGUUACUUAAAACACAAUUCUGUUGCGAUGCUGAUCGUGCAAUACGACAAGUGGAUUUCAUUGUAAAAUAUGCCGAUUAUAUAAAUCGAAAACCACUGUCACAUCAUAUAUCACAUGAUGUGAACAAGGUUGCACUCAACACUGUAACUAAAUUGACGCAAUAA
Molecule: messenger RNA, 840 nt
Organism: Racocetra persica
Lineage: Eukaryota; Fungi; Glomeromycota; Glomeromycetes; Diversisporales; Gigasporaceae
Source: the annotation of a GenBank genome assembly